AUGGCGAAAAAUAGCUCUCUGCUGUCGCCAGACCUGCCACUUAUCAUUUUGCAAAUCUUUUGUAAAAUGAUAAGUGGCAAAAUAUGUAGAUCCUCCAGUGCCAAAUUGGGUCUGUUGAGAGCCGUGUGCGAGUUGCUGAUGUACUUGAACCACGCCAUCAACUUCUACCUCUACUGUUCAACCGGAGACAAGUUCAGGAAGGAAUUCUGUCGAGUUUUUACCUCGAAAAGUGGCAACAGAGGCCAAAACAACAGAUGCGGAAGUUGUUCCUCCUGCUGCUGGCCGUCAGAUCAACGUCGAUGUGACGUCACAAAAAAUGGUGGGUUGAACAUGAAAAGUGGAUUCCACUCGAGAUCUUUGGCUAACGAAACAAAAAGACCAGUGAAGCAAGCAGAGAACGAUGGAUUGGUGGGUGGUCACAAAAGUGCAUUCAAUGCAGGAGAAGCCUCAGAUUUGCUAGUUUGA
Molecule: messenger RNA, 465 nt
Organism: Helobdella robusta
Lineage: Eukaryota; Metazoa; Annelida; Clitellata; Rhynchobdellida; Glossiphoniidae
Exons: 2
Coding region: 1-465 (154 amino acids)
Source: RefSeq, a predicted model, not a curated record